UCUUAGCUAGCUCAAUUCAAGCGGAAUCGGCUAUAAAAUCCAAUCAUUUGGGUGUGUCAAGUCAACACUUAUCCAGUGGCGGGGCAUUUGACUGCCCGAUUAUCUCAGCUCGCUUUUCUCCCCCAAUUCCUUUAGAAACCAUGCUCAAAUCCCACUUCGUCUUCCUCAUUUUCAUCUUCCCUCUUGCCCUUUUCAUCCCUCCGGCUAUUGGGCUUCUUUCUGUGUCUGGGUUCGACGAUUCCCUCCCGUAUCUAUGGCCCUUGCCGGCGGAUUUCACCUUCGGAGACCAGACGCUCUCCGUCGAUCCUCAACUUUCUCUCGCUGUCGCCGGCAAUGGCGGCAGCUCUGAGAUUGUUAAAGCGGCGUUUGAUCGAUACAGGGGAAUCAUAUUCAAGCACACUUCUGGGGUUUCUGUGUUUGACAAGCUCUGGGGAAGACGGAGAAGAUUUGUUUAUGAUAUUAGUGAAUUGAAAAUUGUUGUUCAUUCAGAUUCUGAGGAACUUCAACUUGGUGUAGAUGAGAGCUAUUCGUUGCUUGUAUCGAAGAGCGACGCUCAGUCGAUUGUUGGGGGCGCGACAAUUGAGGCAACUACUGUUUAUGGUGCAUUGAGAGGGUUGGAGACAUUCAGUCAACUUUGUACUUUCAACUAUGAGACUAAGGAUGUACAAAUAUAUCAAGCUCCAUGGUACAUCAAAGACAAUCCAAGAUUCACAUAUCGUGGACUUCUCAUUGAUACUUCAAGGCACUUUCUACCAGUAGAUGUAAUAAAGCAUAUCAUUGAAUCUAUGUCUUAUGCUAAACUUAAUGUCCUUCAUUGGCACUUAGUAGAUGAGGAAUCAUUUCCUCUAGAAGUACCUUCAUAUCCAAAUCUGUGGAAAGGAGCAUAUACAAAACAUGAGCGCUAUACGAUUGAGGAUGCUUAUGAAAUCGUCAACUUCGCCAAAAUGAGGGGCAUCAAUGUUAUGCCAGAGGUGGAUGUCCCAGGACAUGCCGAAUCUUGGGGCGUUGGAUAUCCUGAUCUCUGGCCUUCUCCUUCGUGUACAGAACCACUUGAUGUUACAAAAAAUUUUACUUUUGAUUUGAUUUCCGGUAUAUUGACAGAUUUGAGAAAGAUUUUCCCGUUUGAGCUCUUCCACUUGGGUGGUGAUGAAGUAAAUACAGAUUGCUGGAAUACUGUUCCACACGUGAAGCAGUGGCUUUCAGAUCGGAACUUGACGACUAAAGAUGCAUAUAAAUAUUUUGUGCUCAGAGCUCAAGAUAUCGCAAUUUCUAAAAAUUGGACCCCUGUAAAUUGGGAGGAAACUUUCGUUAACUUUGCAGAAGGUCUUAAUCCUAGGACUAUAGUGCACUAUUGGUUGCGUGGUGGGGUUUGUCCCAAAGCUGUUGCCAGUGGUUUUAGAUGCAUCUAUAGUAACCAAGAUAUUUGGUAUCUUGACCAUUUAGACGUCCCAUGGAGUCGAACAUACCGUGGCGAUCCCCUUGAAGGAAUAGCAGAUGCUUCUCAGCAAAAGCUUGUCAUUGGAGGAGAAGUUUGCAUGUGGGGCGAGACUGCUGAUGCAUCAAAUGUUCAACAAACAAUAUGGCCUCGAGCUGCUGCAGCUGCAGAGAGGUUAUGGAGUAAGAAUGAGACAGUAUCGGGAAAUAUCAACUUCUCGGUGCUACCGCGCUUGAGUUACUUCAGAUGCCUCCUGAACAGGCGUGGAGUCAAUGCUGCUCCAGUCAACAAUUUCUACGCUCGAAGUGCCCCUACCGGUCCAGGAUCAUGUUAUGACCAAUAAAAAUCAUGUUAUGAUCUGUUUUAUUCUAACUUUGUGCAUGCCAAAAUAUCUAUUUCCUGGAAUAAUAAUUGUGUCAUUUAGACCUCAAUCUUUUCCUUUCAUCCAUCCUUUGGGAAUAAUAAUUGUGCCAUUUAGACCUCAAUCUUUUCCUUUCAUCCAUCCUUUGGUUGACAUUUAUUGAUCUGUCUGAUUGGCUUGCUUGAAGACUUGAGCUUGUUCAUGUGGAGCUUCUUGUUAUGUUCAUUGUCACAGUAAUGAACCUACCUCAACAUCCUUGGGUGG
Molecule: messenger RNA, 2060 nt
Organism: Momordica charantia (bitter melon)
Lineage: Eukaryota; Viridiplantae; Streptophyta; Magnoliopsida; Cucurbitales; Cucurbitaceae
Gene: HEXO1
Product: beta-hexosaminidase 1
Biological process (GO): glycosaminoglycan metabolic process; carbohydrate metabolic process
Cellular component (GO): membrane
Molecular function (GO): beta-N-acetylhexosaminidase activity
Source: RefSeq, a predicted model, not a curated record